UCUUCAGCAGUCCAGUGGAGAUGACGUGACUAUCUAUCACUGCCCUUUGGUCAGAUUGUCCCACAGUUUUGUUUCUGAGGAAACCUUCAUGAAGUGUAUAAAUACCAGUCCAGCUUGAGGCUGCUCACAACAGAGGAAAAACACAGCAGAGAAGAGACCAAAGAAAAAAGCAUGGAUCCUGUGUCAAGAGCAGCAGUUGGAGCAGUGGCUAGAGGUUCUACGCCUGGUUCUCUGGGGCCCGCAGGUUUCACCUCAGGUGGAAUUAAAGCAGGCUCCACGGCUGCUAAAAUGAUGUCGGCUUCUGCAGUGGCUGGCAGAGGUGGAGUGGGAUCAGGAAGUCUGGUGUCUGUUUGUCAAUCAAAAGGUGCGUCUGGUGGGUCAAAGCGCAACAAGUGAAGCUGCCAAUGAUGGAGCAGCUUGGAGGUGGUUGGAAAGCCUCUUUUUCUGAAUAAUCACCAAUUGGUUAUUCUGUUAAUCUGAUGAAGCAAGUGAUGAAGCAGCAUGUUAAUGUUCUGAAAUGUUUGGAAAGUUGUCUGGUUUGGAGUUACCUGACAUGAUGUUUCAUUGUUUGAAUCUUACAUCUCAGAAAAUAAAAGCAACCGUGUUAAAACACA
This is a messenger RNA of Limanda limanda (common dab), 614 nucleotides long. RefSeq names its product interferon alpha-inducible protein 27-like protein 2. The transcript has 4 exons. The record is from RefSeq and is a predicted model, not a curated record. NCBI's taxonomy places the organism in Eukaryota, Metazoa, Chordata, Actinopteri, Pleuronectiformes, Pleuronectidae. Bases 172 to 396 code for a protein of 74 amino acids. Gene Ontology annotation, biological process: apoptotic signaling pathway. Gene Ontology annotation, cellular component: membrane; mitochondrion.